AUGGUGCAAGAAAGUACUAUGAUUUGUGUGGACAAUUCUGAAUGGAUGCGCAAUGGUGACUUUGUGCCGACUCGACUUCAGUGUCAGCAAGAUGCUGCCAAUCUCAUUUUGCAGUGCAAAUUACGAGCAAAUCCAGAAAAUGCAGUUGGACUUCUUUCUAUGGCAAACCAAGUGCAAGUGCUGUCAACCAUGACGCAAGAAAGUGGUCGCUUAUUCAUGAAAUUGCAUCAACUGGAGCCUCAGGGUCAAUGCAACUUCAUGUCUGCUAUCAAGAUCGCACAUCUGGCUCUAAAACAUCGCCAGAAUAGGAACCAUAAAAUGCGGAUUGUGAUGUUCAUCGGUAGCCCCAUCGACAACCUUGACUCCGCUGAGCUGACGAAGAUCGCAAAGAAGCUUAAGAAGGAAAAGGUGCAGUGCGAUGUCAUUUGCUUUGGAGAAGCUGAUUCGGAAAACAGCCAGAUCAUGGGACAGUUUGUUGAUACUCUGAAUGGCAAAGAAGGCAGUGGUUCAAAUCUUCUUGUGGUGCCAGCAGGAUCGAUCUUAACCGAAGCUUUAAUCUCAUCAGCAGUUUGUCGCGGAGAGGAUGGUGGCAACGCUCCUGUUGUUGGAGCUGGUGGUGGUUUCGAGUUUGGAGUUGAUCCGGAAGAUGAUCCUGAUCUUGCUCUUGCUUUACGCGUUUCUAUGGAGGAAGAGCGUGCGCGGCAAGCAGCUGAAGCGGCUGCAGCCGCUGCCGCAAAUGGCGGGCAAGCUGAGGUAUCUGGAGGCUCCGAUACGGCACAGAAUGUCGAUGUAAUGGACAUGGAGAUGGGCGAAAUGACUGAGGAACAACAGCUUGAAUGGGCUCUUAGAAUGUCGAUGCAGGAUUCUGUCCCUGCUCCUGCUGCUCAGCCUGCUCAACCACAACCGACUGAAGAAACAAUGGACGUCAGUACAGCGCAAGUGGAUAACCUUGAUGAGUUGAUCAAUAAUCCAGAACUCCUGCAGCAAAUCAUAGACGAUUUACCAGGUGGUGAAAAGAAGGACGAUGAGAAGCCGAGGGAUGAGGGAAAUAAGUGA
This is a messenger RNA of Necator americanus (New World hookworm), 1056 nucleotides long. RefSeq lists its product as uncharacterized. The transcript is spliced from 11 exons. The coding region runs from base 1 to 1056 and encodes 351 amino acids. NCBI's taxonomy places the organism in Eukaryota, Metazoa, Nematoda, Chromadorea, Rhabditida, Ancylostomatidae. The record is from RefSeq and is a predicted model, not a curated record. Gene Ontology annotation, biological process: proteasome-mediated ubiquitin-dependent protein catabolic process. Gene Ontology annotation, cellular component: cytosol; proteasome regulatory particle, base subcomplex; nucleus. Gene Ontology annotation, molecular function: polyubiquitin modification-dependent protein binding.